CAUCCCGACCGUUAAAAGAUUUAUGUGGUCUCUAGGGUUUUGAAGGUCGCGCGACGCGAGCGAAAAUCGAGGCGCUCGCAAUGGCGAUUGCGUGCGUCGGCCUCGGGCGAUUCGGCGCCUCCACCGCGGCCACAUUCCCAGAGAUUUGCAGUGGCAGCGCCAUUGCCCCAGGAUAUGCUCCUCCUCCUCGGCAGGAAUUUUCUGGGAGGAAGCACGGGAGGAACAGUCGGUUUCAUCGUCAGUGGAGGGCAUCUUGGCUUCUCUUGUCACCUGAGACAUUUCUUUCCCGGGAUUUGUCGCGCACCACCAGAGGCUGUGCUGCGGUCACGAGUGGUAACCUUGAUGCUGCUUUACCCGAGAAGGGCCCCGGAGAGUUCUUGCUUGCCGAGGUCAGGAAAAGGAGGGAAGAACUUGCGGCCCUAGUCAGGAAAGAUGGCGAGCGAGAUCCACUUUGGAAGCAAAAGCUGCCGCUCUGGGCCGUGAGGAAGCUUCAGGGGCGUGAGUUGACGAAGACGAUCAUGGAGCUGAGUCGAAAGAGACGUUUGAAAGAGAUUUUUGAGAUUCUGGAUUGUGCAAAGGAGAAGAAACUAGUGAAUCGGAAAACGAUGAACGCUGUGAUGGAAGCUUGCGUGCAUUGUGGUGAUAUUCAUCGAACCAUGCAGCUUUUCCAAUACAUGGUACAACCAGAUGCUUGUGGAGUUGACGAAAUCACUUACGGCACUCUUAUAAAGGGGCUUGGAAAGGCAGGACUUUUGGACGCUGCUUUCCAGAUUUUGGAAUCGAUGGACCUUGGCACAGCUCCUGGCAAACCAAAACUUUCACUGAUUCAUCUCAACACGCUAAUAAAUGCCUGUGCCAAUGCUGGGGAUGCAAGGCGCGCUCGAGGUGCUCUUAAACGAUACCACUCCGUAAUAAAAGACGAAGGUCCGUCCCUGGUGACAUACAAUAUGCUGAUCAAGGGGUACGCUCGAUCAGAGAACCCUUUGGAGGCUCUAAAAGUUAGAGAAGAGAUGCAGCUGCGUGGAAUGCAGUUAAACAAGCUUUCGUGGAAUUCGCUUGUCAUGGCAUGCGUUAGAGGACAAGACAUGGACGCGGCACUUGAGAUUCUAGAGGAGAUGAAGGAAGCAGGAAAAUACUCUGUAGAUUUGGCACCAGAUGUGGUAACGUACACGACCCUCAUAAAGGGUCUUGCAGAUGCUGGAAAUCUGGACGGCGUGUUGAAGAUGGUGGCUGAAAUGAAAGCAUCCACGUCUUGCGUGAUAGAUCGCGUUGGAUACACUGCGAUCAUCGACGCUUGCAUAACAGCUGGCUCGCCUACAGACGCUUUGACAUUCUUUCAAGAAAUGGAAUGUCUGGCAAAGGAAGACCGUCGACUAAGGCCACGAGUGCAUGCUUUCCUUUCUAUGAUGAGGGCGUUUUCAGAGAUAGGUGACGUCGAGAAAGUUUCGCUUCUCAAGUCGAGAAUGGCUGUGGGAUCUGCCGGGCACAUUUGGGCGGAGGAUCGACUAGAGGCAGAUGAGCUACUAAUCGAAGCUGCAGUGGUCAGUGGCGAGAUAACUCUUGCACGGAACGUUCUGAAGAACAUGACAAGCCUGAAUAAAGCUCUACACUUGAGUCAGCGUGGAUUCACGGCCAUCGUACGCCUCCAGGCAAUGACUAAUUUUACUGAGAACAUGUUUCAACCAUUCAUUAUAAGAGAACAGAUAUCAUUGAAGGCUUCGUUGGAGAGCAUCAUUCCCAGCUUGAAGACUCUACAGCCGCUUUCGUCUUCCCAAAAGGUGAAGGAUGUGCUGAUGUGCUUCCUCGAUCGAGAUGUACUUCCUGUAGUGUCUGAUGAGAACGGCCAGUGCAUUGGAGCUGUUCAUGCCAGAGACUGCAACCAGGUGGAUCCAUUGCUUGUGGACGUCAUGCAAGAUCCUCCAUCUCUGAUACCAGGCACGGCAUCAGUGAGAACCGCCAUUGACUUCCUGGUUGCACCCCGAGUAACUUUGGUAGGAGUGAGUUCUGGGUCCGGGGAAUUAAGCUUCCUCACGAGAGAGGUUCUUUUCAGCUUUUUGUCUCAAUCUUCAAAUUAAUCUUUUCUCGCAAA
Messenger RNA from Selaginella moellendorffii, 2089 nucleotides. RefSeq names its product pentatricopeptide repeat-containing protein At5g10690. NCBI's taxonomy places the organism in Eukaryota, Viridiplantae, Streptophyta, Lycopodiopsida, Selaginellales, Selaginellaceae. The transcript is spliced from 14 exons. Bases 81 to 2075 code for a protein of 664 amino acids. The record is from RefSeq and is a predicted model, not a curated record. Gene Ontology annotation, molecular function: protein binding.